AUGGCGCCCCCAGUAGCUCCAGCAGCGGGCGCAACGAAGGCGGAUGUACGCGACCAGUCGGCGCUCGAACAGCGAUUGGGACAAUCGACAAGCGUCAUCAUGCCGUUACUAGAACUUGGCGCAAUAGGAUAUGUGACCUGGGUCCUUGCAUACCAGAUAUGUAUACAGUAUCUAAUUGACCCCUCCGCCGAGUUCCGCCAGGGCUUCAACGUCCAGCCACGACGCGCCACCGGUAUCGCCCUCAUAGUUGUCUACGCUGUUCUCCUCCUCCUACUCCUUGUACCCUGGUCGCGCCUUAUCCAAGUCAUUUGGUCGAAACCGGACCUUGUACCUUUGGGAGAUACUUCGCUGGAGAAGAAGGAGGUGACAACGAGCUGGCUGGGAGAGUACGAUGCGUACAUCUGCGACUACGAAGGCAUGCCGUUAUGGUGUGACAAGUGCCACAACUGGAAGCCGGACAGAACGCAUCAUUGCAAAGAGCUGGGUCGUUGUGUUCGAAAGAUGGAUCAUUACUGUCCAUGGGCUGGCGGCAUCAUCGCAGAAACAACGCAUAAGUUUUUCCUGCAAUUUGUGUUCUUCGGAUCAUUGUAUACGGCCUAUGUAUGGAUCGUGACUGCUGUCUUUCUGGACGAGCGAAUAUCAAAGACUGGCUCAUGCCCGGGCACCUGGAUAGGCGUGCUUGUUGUCGGAGUACUAUUCUGCAUUUUCACUUUCACCAUGAGCUGCAUGACCGGCUGGAACCUCUGCAUCAACUACACCUCCGUGGAAGGCAUCCAGAGAGGCGGCGUACAGAACAUCGCCUUCCUGAUUGCCAGCACUCCAGAAAGGUCAAGCCUCCCAUCAACACCAUCUGCACAAGACAAGCCACAAAGCCAUGAUGACUGGCCGGUCCUUAAUACCAUCCAACGCGGCCAAGGGCGUACCUAUGUUGUUAUGCAGACGAAGCCUCACGAACAUCCCUGGUACACAAGCCUAGUGGUGGGAUGGAAGGAUGUCAUGGGCAACAACAUCGUCGACUGGCUUACGCCUAUCAAACACAGCCCGUACAAGCAGAGAAGCCACCGAGGCGAGUUCGAAUGGGGUGAGCUGGUCUACGACAUGGCGAAGCAGUACGAGGUACACAAUCCUGGGGUGAAGCUGGCGCUACUUAACUAG
Molecule: messenger RNA, 1155 nt
Organism: Macroventuria anomochaeta
Lineage: Eukaryota; Fungi; Ascomycota; Dothideomycetes; Pleosporales; Didymellaceae
Product: zf-DHHC-domain-containing protein
Exons: 2
Coding region: 1-1155 (384 amino acids)
Biological process (GO): peptidyl-L-cysteine S-palmitoylation; protein targeting to membrane
Cellular component (GO): endoplasmic reticulum; Golgi apparatus
Molecular function (GO): protein-cysteine S-palmitoyltransferase activity
Source: RefSeq, a predicted model, not a curated record